AUGAUUGAGCAUGUAUCCUAUGCAGAGGUUCCAAAGAUUAUCAUCCUGGAGUACCCAUACUGUAAUACUGAAACUAGUCACAAGGUAAAGUUUGUAGUAAAUGGAGAAGAAGUUUUACUGAGCCUGAGAGGGAUCAUAUACCAUGGGGAUAAUCAUUUCACCUCUAGAGUUUUUUCAUAUGAAGGUAAAGUUUGGUUCCAUAAUGGGAUAACCACCAAAAAUAAGUGUAUAGAAGAUGGGCAGCUAGAUGAUAAAAGCAAUAAUGAUCUUAGAUACUAUCAAGAUCAGGAACUUGUUUUAGCUGUAUAUUCUCAACUUUAA
Molecule: messenger RNA, 321 nt
Organism: Laccaria bicolor S238N-H82
Lineage: Eukaryota; Fungi; Basidiomycota; Agaricomycetes; Agaricales; Hydnangiaceae
Exons: 1
Coding region: 1-321 (106 amino acids)
Source: RefSeq, a predicted model, not a curated record